CUUGGUUUUAUGACUAUAAAAGACACUCGGCUUGUCCUUUGCUUUGUACUAUAGGGGAAAGGCUCCAUCAGUACCAGAAGGGCCAUUAAGUGUUCUAGGUUAUCGGGCUCUGUUGUUUUAUGACCUCGUAGUCCUAUUUUUAACAUUGGUGGUGCGUUCUCCAGUUUUUCAAAAUGAGCAAAGGCCGUCCAGAUUUGAGGAUGGAAAUGCCAGACGACUUCUACAUUCCCAUCCCUGUGGAAACCACUAACAUUUCCUCUAUUAGCCCAUUUUUGGUACCCCAGACACAUUUGGGUAGCCCUGGUAUCUUUAUGAGUUUGUCAGCCUUUAUGUUAUUUACCAUCAUCUUUGGUUUUCCCCUCAACAUCCUGACCGUCAUCUGCACUGCCAAGUAUAAGAAGCUACGUUCCCAUCUCAACUACAUUCUGGUAAACUUGUCUAUUGCCAACCUUGUAGUGAUCAUCUUUGGCUCCACAACUGCCUUUUAUAGCUUCUCUCAAAUGUACUUCACCUUGGGCACCUGGGCAUGUAAGGCAGAAGGUUUUAUGGCCACGUUGGGAGGUAAGUGGUUUGCAUCUAUUUAUCCUCCCAUUCUAUAACUUAAUUACUGAGAAUUAGUGAGGCCUGUUACUAAAAACAGUAUGUAUCAAAUACAUCAACCCAUGGUUCAAGCUGCGAUUAAAACAAUAUUAGACUAAUAUUAACAUUAAAAUCUCACCCUCUCUCAACAGGGCAAUAGUUUCUUUAUGGUCUUCAGAGGGGACAUGAUAGCAUUAUACAAAUACAUUUGGGUCCAAUACAAACCAUUGUAUUCAUAAAUAGGACUUUACAUAGGACACAAAGUCACACAUUUAAACUGGAAGAAGGGAGAUUUAGUCUAAGGCAAAUGGAAGGAAUUUUACAGUAAGAACAAUGUGGAUGUGGAAUUCUCUGCCUGAAGAUGUGGUUUUAACAGAGUCUAUACAGAUGUUUUAACAGCAUUUGGAUAAUUACUUGCAAAAACACUAUAUAGAGGGAUAUACAUUUUAAUUAGUGGGGUAAUCUUGUUGAUCCAAGGAAAUAUCUGACUGCCAUUCUUGGGUCAAGAAGGAAGUUUUUCCUAGUUUGUUUCAUGAUUUGAAGCGCUUUAAACUGGUUUUUUUUUUGCCUUGUUUUGGAUCAACAGCAAAAAUCAAAUGUUCGAAAGGCUGAACAUGAAUGGACACAUGUCUCUUUUUGGCUAUGUAACUAUGAAUAUUCUCGAAAUUAAAUUAAAUUCUUCACCGGUUGCAGACACAUGCAAAUAAAAAAAAAUAAUUCUGCUGAUUAUUGUAUAGAAUAAUGACAAUUUAUAUAUGAAAGCAAUCCUGUAGAGUGCUCCCAAUCCCAUCUAUACAAUAACCAAGAGAUCCUGGACACAUUGUCUAACACCCAGACGUUUCAAUGGUUAGCUACCCAUCUUUCUCUUAAUCGAGGAACCCUUAUUUAGAUUUUCUGGUAGCCUUUUGAAAUCUGUUGUCAAUACCUUAUUCUGCAAAGAACUGAUUUCUUUUUUUGUCAGUUAAGCUGGAGAAGAAAACACUAUGAUAUGGAUAUGUUUGCAAAUAUUAAUAUCCGUGUUUGUCUUUGUGAAUUAUUUUAAUAAUCUCUGAUUGACCAGAGUUGUACAAUUCACAGGUUCUUCUGUGCUCCUUUGUCUCAGUUUUUAACUCUUUACAGUCCCUCUAAUUUUCCAUCUUCGAAUGAAUCACUUUGCCACAUCCACCCAUGCGUCAACCGAGGACACGUUGCAUACUCCAAAGGGCCCAUCUAUUUGCAAAUGCCUUCCUUAACUUUCCGUAUCUAUCUAUCUAUUAAUCUAUCUUUGUAUCUAUUUCUCUCUGUCUGUCUCUCUAUCUAUUAUGAAUAUUUCUUUAAUUGUAUCCUUCCAGGAAUGGUCAGUUUGUGGUCUCUGGCUGUGGUGGCCUUUGAGAGAUUCCUGGUGAUCUGUAAGCCUAUGGGGAGCUUCACUUUCCGGGAGAGCCAUGCCAUCACAGGCUGUGUCUUCACAUGGGUCAUCGCACUGGUGGCAGCAGUUCCACCUCUGCUGGGCUGGAGCAGGUAAGCCACUUCUUAUUCAACAUUCUAAUAUACUGUAUACAUUUGAGAACUAUAUAUAAUGCCCCUCAAGUGUCCCUAUUUAGGAAGGACAGGCCCUAUUUUGGGGAGAAUUUCCCUAUGUCACUCUUUUUUAUCCUAAUGUCCCUCUUUUCUAGGAGUUCACUAUUUCUGAUGUAUCUGAAUUUAUACUAGAGCUCCACAGUAAUGAUACUUUCAGUAACGUGUCUUUAGAGAAACUAAUGGCUGUCUCCCAGAUAGCCACUAGAGGCACGCCUUCAAAAACAACAUAGGAAACUCAAUGUUUUCCUAUGUGGAAGCUCUAAUGCUUUUUCGGCAAUUGCCGUGCAUGCGCAUAAAGUUCCCAGAAUACCAUGACAUCACUGGAGGAGGAGCCCAAUCCAACACACUAUUUUUACCCCCCAAAUAUAUUCUUUGUGUUUUUUUUAUUCUUGUGAUUGUGUGCAACAAUCUGGUGAGUCUUUUAGGGCAACUUGAUCAACAUAAGUGAAAAAAAAAAAUCUUUUGUUUAUUACUCUUAAAGGGAAUGUGGUCUUUUUCCUUACGAUAUCACUUGCACCUUUAAAAUAAAAGUCACAACCCGUAGACAAGAAAUUAUAGUCGGAGUUUAUGGUGUGAUUUAAGCAAAAAAUAAGGCAGUUUUCAGUUCAGACCCCCAAGAAUACCUUCAUCAUCACCACAAACACCCCAUCAUCCCUUCACACUAUCACCAGUUCUCAAAUUAACCUCCUUCCCACAUUCCUUCUGAGUUUAUAUGGACAGACUGCAGGUAUGUAAGGCUCAAUAGCAGGCAGCACAGCAACAGCAGUCUGAAUGACAAUGCCAUGUGACACUGUGCAUGUGUUUUUAUGGAUCUAUUCACUAAGCAACUAAGAUACACUUAGAGUACAAUGUAUGUUAGAACAGCUCUGAUUGUUCUGGUCUAUAUUUUACAAACAUAUUGACAAUUUGUUGUUUAGAGCUUGAUCAACUUGUGGCAGGAUUGGGUUUUGAGAUUAUACAUCUCAUCACAAUCCGACAAUGAAGACCAGCAUUGUCCAAGUUUUUUUUAACGCAGAGGACCAGACAGGAAUAAUUCAUUUGCUAUAUUAAAGGGACAUGAUAGGCAUCAUGUCCCUUUACUGUAAUGAAUCAGUUUUGGUUUAUAGAUCAUGCCCCUGUAGCCUCGCUGCUCAAUUAUCUGCCAUUUAGAAGUUAAAUCACCUUUGUUUCUGUUUAUGCAGCCCUUGCCACACCCCCCCGACACAACCUGCAUUAAAAAAUGUUUAAUUUUCAAUCAGAUGUUAACUCACUUCAGAGUUUUUUUUUAUCUCCUGCUCUGUAAAUUGAACUUUAAUCCCACACAGAAGGCUCCUGCAGACUCUAACAGGGUAUUAACAGAAUUGGACAUCAGAAAUUCUACAUUAAAUAGACUGUGCAACAAAAGAAGUUUAAACAUUAGAUCUCUAUUACAGGAAAUGUGUAUGGAUAUUACUGUGUAGGUUAUUGUAGAGGUCAUGUAGAGGGUCUCUGGUUCCCCCCCCCCAUAGUACAGUCACAUCAUGCUUAACGUCAUAAAGUUCAUAGUUGGUGAGCAAGAAACUGCCAACUGCUUCUCCUAUCCCAUGAUGUGGAAUGGAUAAAUACAUUAUUAUCUAUAAAGUACUUUCAAACCAUUGGUGGCAAUAGGAAGCAUACUGUUCAGAUAACAUAUUUUCAACUUUUACUUUUGACUUAGGGUGUGUUUACUCAUUUUGUUUUUGUAAUAGGUGCCUGAUUUAGUUGAGAGAAUAUGAGCACAAUAUGGGCAUUUCUUGACAAUCAUUCGUUUUGUUUUUUUCAUAUCGCUUGCCCUGGGAAUGUUAUAACUCAGCUGGCCUAGAGACAAUUAGAGGUAUCAUUAUUAUUAUUAUUUUUUUUUAAAUGCAGCUCUGAAUAUUUUUAUGCUUUGCCCAGGUACAUCCCAGAAGGUUUACAGUGCUCUUGUGGACCUGACUGGUAUACGGUGAACAAUAAGUGGAACAAUGAAUCCUACGUACUUUUCCUUUUCUGCUUUUGCUUUGGGUUUCCCCUGACCAUCAUCGUAUUUUCUUACGGGCGCCUCCUGCUCACCCUUCACGCAGUAAGUUGAAUUGAAAUGUGCAGACAGAAUGAAAGUGUUCUUUUCAUGCAAAGUCGACAAAGUAUUACUUUUAUUUGUAUACUGUAAUAGCCAAUAAAUCAGCAAAUACAUAGAUAUAAUGUUAAUUUUACUUUAAAGCAGGAAUCUCGAACUCUGUCCCACCAGAUGUUGAUGGACAGCUCCCAAAAUUAUUUGAAUGCAACUGAUGACCAGAGAAUCACGGGAGUUGUAACUGUGUAACGGGGGUAGCCAGCAUUUGAGAUGCCUGGUUUACAGGGAUAGUUAAUUCUGUCUGUGCAGGAUCUGGAGUAGGUGCAUGUACAUCUGAGUUUGUCACAUCAAAAAGAGCGACUAUGUACGAGGUAUUGUGGCAAACUGUUCUUGGUAUUUUAGUAAUAUUCAGGUAUAAAAUAACUGUCUGUUGUGGAAGGUUCAAGGAGCCACCAAACUGUGAUGAGCAACAAAUCCACCACGUAUUAAUCUUCCCAGUGUCAAAGAGGUCUAUAUUAAACUGGAGAAAGCAGUGUAGCUAUAAUAACCCAUUUAUAAUGAGCAGUUGUUGGCAACUUGAUAAUGUAUCUAUUCUAACAUCUGAGACCUGCAAAAACAAACUCGGAUCCCGAACCAGUUGAUUAUAAACCAAUGGAUUAGACCAGGCAUAGGCAACCUUCUGCACUCCAGAUGUUUUGGACUACACCUCCCAUGAUGCUUUGCCAGCAUUAUGGGUGAAAGAGCAUUAUUGGGGAUAUAGUCCACAACAUCUGGAGUGCCGAAGGUUCUGUACCCCCUGGGUUAGACCAUAAAUAACAUAGAAGUAAAUUACAUUUAAUUAUACUUUUCUUUUUCUUUUUCAUUGUUACAAAUGUUGUUCACUUGCAGGGUCAUAAUUUUUGUGGCUUGGUCCUUAUAGGUUGCAAAGCAACAGGAGCAGUCAGCCACCACUCAGAAAGCUGAACGGGAGGUGACCAGAAUGGUGGUAGUGAUGGUUGCUGGGUUCUUGCUUUGCUGGCUUCCCUAUGCCUCCUUUGCUUUAUGGGCCACUACACAUCGCGGGGAACAUUUCGACCUACGAAUGGCCUCAAUCCCAUCUGUAUUUUCAAAGGCCUCUACCGUCUACAACCCAGUUAUUUACAUCUUAAUGAACAGACAGGUGAAGAGUUAGACAAUAUUGUGCGAAAGUGAUCUGACUGACUGACUCAGGAUGCCAUUAAAGGAACAAUCUAAUGUUGAAAAUGAAUAUAUUUAUUUUUAAUAUUAAGGGCUUCAUUUUUUUCUUUUAGAUUCAGGGCCCCCUACUUUAAAUAUAAAUGUGAAAACCUUUUAAGUUACUUGUAAUCCACUACUGGGACAGUCUCCUUGCAGUAGCUUCUCCACCAUUGUUGAGAUCAUCAUGACUGAUGACUUCUGUCCAAUUCAAUGUUUCUCAUAGAAAAGCACUAUGGACUUACAGUGGAUGUGCUGCAAUUGCUGUGCUCCACAAAUCCGAUGCUUGUCAUAGAGAAGCAUGGAACACAAGUCCUCUCUAAGAGAACCUCCGCUGUGUUCCAUGACGCAGAAUGUGCUUUUUAAAGAUCUGAAGCAGAAAGUGCCUCUAGUGGCUCACAGUCUGAAAACCAGUAGAGGUGCAUUCUUGGACAAAUGUAAAUAUGGCCAUUUAUCGGAAAUGGCAAUGGUCUUAAUUGUCCAAGGAAAGGGACAGCAUCUGCACAUGAAAACCACUACACUAAGGAGCUUUGCUGGAUAGUAAAUCAUAUGGAGUUUGCACAGAUUCAUGAAUGGGCUUGUAUCUGUCUUCCUACACACUACGCAGUAGUUUUGCUACACUGACGAAUGUGGCUAUGAGAUGCAGAAAGAACUCUUAUUUAAAAUAUUGCAUAAUAGGUCACAUUCUGUUGUUAGAGUAGAGUAGUCUCAGUAAAAACAUUCUCAUGAGGAGUAUAGCUAAUAGUGUAGCCAAACUAUUGCUGUUUCAUUCCUGAUUAAAGUCAGCAUAAUUUGGAUUACUUGUCCAUGUCCGGACAAUGUCUUCUUUCAUCUACUGUAGCUUAACCCCUUAAGGACACAAUUUCAGAAAUAAAAGGGAAUCAUGACUCCCCACUGACACCAUGAGCCAGCGCCAAGGACCUCCUGGAACCAUAACAAGUUAAUUUCGAUUAAGUUGUUAUGAUGCCCUAACUGGUCCUUUUAGCACGUUGGCUCUUUGUCUCCUGUCAUCUCUCACACUGGCCUUGCGCCCAUCUCCGUAGACAAAUAGGGCCAGUUUAUUGUCAUUUUACUGAUGCAUUGUAGAGUUUUUUUGUAGAUUGUGUGUAGCUCGUUCUAAAGCUUUUUUAUUGUGACUCCUUCCAGUUCCGCUCAUGCAUGAUGAAGAUGAUCUUCUGUGGCAAGAAUCCCUUAGGAGAUGAUGAAGACACAUCCGCCUCUGGAUCCACUCAGGUGUCUUCAGUGUCUAGCAGUCAAGUGGCCCCAGCAUAACGCCAGCCACGCCCGGCUUCUGUUCUGCCACGUUUGCUGCCUCGGCUCUGUGCCCUCAAAAGCUUCCAAGUGGCUCCACAACCAGCCAAGAACCCACUUCCAACCUCACAUCCCACAUCCUGUUUCAUCAUCCAAAUGAAUCUUAAUUUCACACAAACAGACACAGGAGCAGGGGCCACCAAAUUCCUUUCUCGGUAGUAAGAGGUCUCAAGAUUGGACCCCCUAUUUUUCCUAGAAUUCUAUUGUGUAAGGCCUAUCUCAUGGGUAGGAAAUUGCAUUAAUGCCAUUGUUAGGAUGCAACCUCUAUCAUCCUCAGCUACGGAACAAAUAGCUGAGGACUAUGAGAGUUGCGGACAACAGGUUACAUUUAAUAGUUGGUCCACUAUUGUUUUUUUAGUCUUGCGAGACACAUGAGUUUUUUUUCUGAAAGUAACAUGUUUUCAGCUGAUGAAACUCAUUUUAGGUUUAAAGGUGUCUUAAUGUCCGUCAUAACAGACAUUACUGCACCUUUAGCCUAAUAAUAAGAAAAUCUACACAGGACCAGGAACGCAGGUCAGAAUGCAGACUUAUUAUGUCAAGUGGAUGUAGGUAGGAAAGCGGUUUUAUGGAGCUGUGGAGAUUUUAUAAAUUUAUAAAUUUACCUGCAAUUUAAUUCGCAGCCCUAAAUCACAAACCCAUUGUACAAAAAAAAAAGCAACUUAUACUAAUUUAUUUGAUGUAACUGAACAGAGUACUGGGCAUUUAGCUUUCUUCUAAUUGGCUCCCCAGGCUUAACAGAGAAAACCAGGAGACUUCCAUACUUGGUUGCAACACAAUUAAGAUCCCCACAAUGUACUUAAGUGUUCUCUAAGGAGAACUUUAAGGGACGUAGUAUUUCCAGUUCCAGCAUAUAAAAAUGCUAACGUUUCUUUAAUAUGCAUAUGUUAUAUGAUUAAGGAUUCCUACGAAACAAGAGUUGAGAUGUAGUAAGAUGCAUUGGGGGUUCGAUACAAAGAUGAAUUUUUGGUAAAAGUUCUAAAUGAGGAGCAAUCACUGUGGAAACCAGAAGACAGUUUCAGCUCAUGGUUACCAAAUCCCUCUUCAUGCAUAACCCUCCAUAUAUAUUAGAAUAUACAAAUAAUUAACCAUCUUAUAAAAACAACCACAAAAGAGGUAUUAUGUUAAGUUGGAGACCUGACAUUCCAUGCAAACCAAAACUACUAAUAUAUCUCUCCCGGCAGUUGGUAAUGCAAUUAAUUAAUUUAGCCAGAAUAUUUUUUGGAUUCCCAUACAGUUGUCCAUCCCAUACACGUUCCUCAUUUAAACAGAGGUAGUGCGUAAACAUUUUUCAAAUUACUUUUACUGGUAUUUUUUUAUUUCUAUUUUUUUUUCUCAUAGUGAAUUUCAGAAAGUGACCAGAAUGAUCAAUUCUGAAAAGUUUGUCCAUGUUUAUUAAAUGAUCUAUUCUAGAGCAUGCUAUCUGGAUGUUGCAAGAGAGGGACGUAAAGAAUGAACUAGUUUAAUAUCUCCUAUAAUUCCAUUUAAUGAAGAGAGACUGUUCCUUUUUAUCUUAUCUUUUACUUGUAUUAUUGUUUUGUAAAGAUACUUCAUCCCAGCCCACCAUAUGCUGCUGUUAGAGGUAGAACAAGAUCAUGGAAGACUUUAUUUCCUUUUACAUUGGACAAGACUCACACUCCCUACACAAAACAUAGUACAACAGUUCCAAAGAUUCCAAAAGGUUUUGUUUUGAGACAAAAAGAGACCGUGAAUAGAUUUUCUGCCCAGAUUUAAUGAUUCUGUCCAUGACUACGUAUAAUCAAGAGCUGGUGUUUACCCAAAUUGCAAAGACAUACCAACCAUCGUUUACUUUAAGAAGGAAAUACUCUUUCAAACUGGUCAAAAGCAGAACAUGAAAAGUCAAGUAGUGAAGUAUUCAUCUUUUCCAGUUACCAUAAGCCCCUAGGCCUUUUCGGGAGCUACAAAAUACCCAGAUUCCAUAGUCAACUUUUUCCAUAUCCUAUUCAACCUUUUCCGGACUGCAAUCCUGAUGUCGAUGAAAAUGUUUUUUUUAGAUUAAGAUUGUUAACUUGGUCUACAUUGUAAAUAUCAUAACCCAGGGCUUUAUCUCCAAGCUUACACAUGUAUUUCCUUACCUUUAAAAAAAAAAAAAUAGCUUAGAUUUCAGGACUUGUCUUUUCAUUUAAUAAACAUAUCAGAUGCAUCUUUACCACCUGCUUCUUGGAACCUGUUUUAUAGAUUUAGAUGAUGUGAUUGAAUGAGCCUUCUCGUUAAACAAGAGGCAUUUUAUUUAAAAGACCUCUUAUUUAAUAUGUCAUACAAUUAUAUUAUUUGAUCAAAUUUCAGCAAAAUGCCAAUGUGUAAAUACAAAAUUAAGUCUUAUACUUUUAAGUGAGCAGCACCUCUGGCCACCGUGUGGUUCUAAAACCUGAGAAAAU
Pelobates cultripes (western spadefoot toad) is the source of this 9108-nucleotide messenger RNA. The record is from the annotation of a GenBank genome assembly. NCBI's taxonomy places the organism in Eukaryota, Metazoa, Chordata, Amphibia, Anura, Pelobatidae.